GCUUUAGGUCGUUUCCCAAGUAGAACUUCGACUGGCCCAUAACAACACAUACAACUUUGAUAUAUUUGGAGAAAAUGUCACAUUAUCUUUGAUGAUGUGACAAAAAUGUUGAUGGAUUAGUUGAUUUUCAUAAAGUGAAAAAAACUUUUAGGAAAUUAAAACGUAAACUUGAAGGAUGGCCACGGUACCUCAAUCACCCGUUAAUGGCCAUGAAGGCACAAAUGGAGUUCUAAAUGGUGGAUCACCGAGACAGAAUGGAUCCGUGAAUGGAGACACCCCCAGGAGUCGGGGGAAGCUGGGAUCAGAGGGGUACCCCCGCCUGCCCCCUAUCACCAAGCCCAGCCAGAGGGCUGAUGAUCCCUACGCCAACAGCAAACUUAUGACAUUCAGGCUGGCCAAUCAUAAACAAGCCAUGCUGAUGAAAAUCUUACAUGAUCAAGCAGCAAAAGAUAUAUUGGAAACAGAGGAAUUCUGUGAGAAACACGAAGACAAGCCCUCUAACCCAGACUACCCACAAGAGAUGAUGAGUAAGGACCGCAGAAUCAGGCUGAACUAUCAGUAUCUAAAGAAGUGUGUAGAGGCAGGGCCCGUAACUCCUGUCCAGCAGCACUGGAAUGACAACAUCCUUAAGAUGGUUCCCGAGCGGCUGCAGCAGAACCCCGCCCUCCAGGCGUCAAUCAUGGACCUGUUUGCCGAGGUCAAGCAGGACUACAAUGCCAGCAUGAAGAAAUCCAUGGUUCAACAUGUACUGAUCAAACCCGAAGUGAAAGGUCUGGACAAUGAAGUAGCAGGACCCCCACCAUCAGAACCAAAUGGACUGGACUAUUCUCGGCCAUGGCAUGAUAGUUACGUCGCCGCCCGACAGAGCAUCAGGGAGAACCUACACACUCUCCACCCCUCCAUGCAGACAGUACUCAGGAUGUGCCAGUCUACUCUGGGCAAUAUGAUCCUUGUGGACUGCUCAAACUUCAGGGCCAAUGGACCAGUAGAGUUUGAGUCGUUUAAGAACACCAUUAUUCUGGACAUGGAGAAAACAGAAGACAAGCUUAACAACAGCUGGUUCCCUGGGAUCAUCAAUGUGUUCGCAGACAAGAACUCAUUCGUCUCACCUAAAGCUGAGAAACUUGACUCAUUCUUUGAUUGUGUCACCACUCUGAUUUCCAAUCAGCUGAAAAAUCUUCUGGAGAGAACCAUUGACAGCUACGUCACACUCUUUGAUCCAAACGACAAGGCCAAGCUCCCGCUGAUGAAAAUGGAGCUGACCUUUGAUGACCAGAAGAUGCAGUUCUACCCCCCUAAAGAGGACCUGGAGGAGACUGUCCUGUUUGUUGUCAGCCACAUUUGUAAGGCCAUGCAGCAGGUGCCCACGGUGCAGUCGUGGCUUGCCGGUGGUAGCACAGUCAACCACACAGAUGCCACGGUGGCAGACCACGUGGUGAAAGCUGCAGUGGAGAAACUGAAGGAAGCUGUGAAAAGAGAAUUUGAAGGGCCGCAGCUACACUUAGAAUCUUUUGUCAAAAGAUAUGACUACAUUGUAAAUGGAGAAGCUCUCAAAGAAAUUCAGGAUUACAUUAAAUAUGACCACACAUUUGCUGAAUAUCAGAAACACAUUGACAGAUACAGGAAUCUGGCCAGCGAGAUCAUGGGUCUACCCAGCAUUGAGCACUUUGACAUGAUCCGCCUCGAUUGUGAGGAUCUGAAGCGAGGUCUGGCUGAGGCAGCUCGGGGAUUGGCCGAUGAACUCCUCAGGAAGGUGUCCGACGACCACCGCAGGGAAAACAAGAGCAUCUGUGAGGAAUUCACCCUGAUCAGGGACCGCGCCCUGAAGCCCCCAGAAACCAGUGAAGAACUGAUGGAGAUGGUCAAGUUCACUCAGGAGGCUCGCACCUCGGGAAUGGUCAAGUUAAACGAGAGGAUCAAGGAAUCGAAGGACCGGCUGGCCUACCUGAUCGACGUGUACAUGUUCCCCGCCGAGGACAUCGAACUGAACUGUGAGGUGUUAACCUGGCCCAACAGGAUCUCGCCAGUGUUUGAUGACAAUGAUGAGCUCAUUGAGAAAUCUAAACAUGCCGGAGAAAGACAACUCCUGGAGAAGAGAGAGAAGGUGAUCGCAGAACUGGAGAAACUGCGACAACGUGUGGAUGAAUUCAACGAUUACGGAGAGCUGGAUAUGAUGCAACAAUACGUACAGGACGUCCGCGCUGUACAGAAACGUCUGGCUGAUGUACAGGACCAGAUCAGCUUCAUCAACAAGGAAGAACAUUUGUACAAGUACCCAAUCUCCACAUACUCAGCAGAUGUGGAUGAAAUUACCAAUCAAGUGGAGCCCUUCUACAGGCUCUUCAACAUUGUACUCAAGUGGCAGAAAGCCGAGAAAAAGUGGAUGGAUGGAGCCUUCAUGGAUCUGGAUGCGGAACAGGUGGAAGCCGAGGUGGAUGAGUACACCAGAGACAUCUACAAAGUCCAGAAAGUCUUUAACUCCCGCCUCAAGAAGCUACAGCUGGAGGUGGAUGACCGUAACCGUGAGAGGAAGAAGCGGAGGCGGCACGCUGAGGAGAACGGACAGGAAGUGGCUCCCGAGGACCAGGAUGAGGUGCUGGUUCAACCUCAGGGUAUGGAGAUCUGUAAUAAGGUCCAGGACAGCAUGAGAGAAUUCAAGGACAAUGUACCAGUCAUCGGUGUCAUGUGCAACAAAGGUAUGCGUUCCCGCCAUUGGUCCAAAAUGUCCGAGCUCAUGGGCUUUGAUAUUACUCCCAACGCAGGCACCACGCUGCGUAAAGUGCUCAAACUGGAGAUCGCACCCCACAUGGAGAUGUUCGAGGGCAUUAGUGCUGCUGCCACAAAGGAACACUCCUUGGAGAAGGCAAUGGCAAAGAUGAUGGAAGAUUGGGACAGCAUCAACUUCAAUUUGAUUGCCUACAGAGACUCAGGAAUCAACAUCCUGUCUUCCGUGGAUGACAUCCAGACCACACUGGAUGAUCAGAUCGUCAAAACACAGACCAUGAGAGGCUCGCCUUUCAUCAAACCGUUCGAAGCAGAAAUCAAGGAUUGGGAGGAGCGGUUGCUGAGGAUCCAGGACACCAUUGAUGAGUGGCUGAAGGUGCAGUCCCAGUGGCUGUAUCUGGAGCCCAUCUUCUCCUCGGAGGACAUCAUGCAACAGAUGCCGGAGGAGGGCAGGCUGUUCCAGAUCGUGGACAAGAACUGGAAGGAUGUUAUGAGGCACACCACCAAGGAACCCAAGGUCUUACUGGCCACCAAUUUGCCAGGUUUACUGGAAAAACUCCAGGACAGCAAUAAUCUGCUGGACAAGAUCAUGAAGGGACUGAACGCUUACUUGGAGAAGAAACGUCUCUUCUUCCCACGAUUCUUUUUCCUCUCCAACGAUGAGAUGUUGGAAAUUCUGUCCGAGACGAAGGACCCACUACGAGUGCAGCCGCACUUGAAGAAGUGCUUUGAAGGCAUUGCCAAACUGGAGUUUGACAGUAAACUGGAUAUUCAUGCCAUGUUUAGCAGUGAAGGAGAGAAAAUUAAGAUGGUUGAGACAAUUUCUACGUCGGAGGCCCGAGGAGCUGUGGAGAAAUGGUUGCUACAAGUACAGGACAUCAUGUUGAUGUCGGUUAAAGAUGUUUGUGCUCAUUCCAUGGAGGCCUAUGCUAUUGAGCCCCGUAUUGAUUGGGUGCGGGAGUGGCCAGGACAGGUCGUACUGUGUGUGUCCCAAGUUUACUGGACUCAGGAAGUGCAUGAGGCAAUCCGCAGCGGUCCCGGGGGACUGAAGGAUUACUGGGAGAAACUCCAGCAACAGCUGGGUGACAUUGUCAUCCUGGUGCGUGGCAAGCUGUCCAAACAGACGAGAACCACACUGGGGGCCCUGGUGGUCAUUGACGUACACGCCAGAGAUGUGGUACUGCAGAUGGCUGAAAAAGGUGUUGCAUCCGAGAAUGACUUUGCCUGGUUAGCUCAGCUACGAUACUACUGGGAGGAAGAAAACAUGAGGGUCAGGAUGACCAAUGCUACUGUCAAGUACGCCUAUGAAUAUCUGGGAAACACGCCCCGAUUGGUCAUCACUCCGUUGACUGACAGGUGUUACAGAACUCUGAUUGGUGCAUUCCAUUUGAAUUUGAAUGGGGCCCCUGAAGGGCCAGCAGGAACAGGAAAGACAGAGACUACCAAGGAUUUAGCCAAGGCUUUGGCUGUACAGUGUGUCGUCUUCAACUGCUCAGAUGGUUUGGAUUAUCUGGCCAUGGGAAAAUUCUUCAAAGGUCUUGCAUCAGCUGGUGCCUGGGCCUGCUUUGAUGAGUUCAACAGAAUUGACCUGGAGGUGUUGUCUGUCAUUGCCCAACAGAUCUUGUGCAUUAUUCGAGCUGUGAGAGCCAAGGUAGACGUCUUCAUGUUUGAAGGGACAGAACUCUCGCUGAACCCCAACUGUUACGUCUGUAUUACAAUGAACCCUGGGUACGCCGGGCGCUCCGAGCUUCCAGACAAUCUAAAGGUCCUGUUCCGAACUGUGGCUAUGAUGGUACCGGACUACGCCAUGAUUGCCGAGAUCUCGCUGUAUUCCUUUGGUUUCCAGAACGCCAGAAACCUCUCAGUAAAGAUUGUGACUGUGUAUAGACUAUGUUCUGAGCAGCUGUCAUCACAGUUUCACUACGAUUAUGGAAUGAGGGCAGUAAAGGCUGUGUUGUCAGCCGCCGGAAAUCUGAAACUAAGAUUCCCUGAUGAGGAUGAAGAUAUUCUGUUGCUGAGGUCCAUUAUUGAUGUCAAUUUACCCAAGUUCUUGUCCCACGACAUCCCCCUGUUCAAUGGUAUCACCUCGGAUCUGUUCCCCGGAGUCAAGCUUCCGGAGGCCGACUACAAGGUGUUCCUGGAUGCCAUGAUCCGCGUGGCUGAGAAGAAGAAUCUCCAGUUUGUGGACUUCUUCAAGGAGAAACUGAUCCAGACCUACGAAAUGAUGAUUGUCAGACACGGCUUCAUGUUGGUAGGAGAGCCUUUUGGUUGUAAGACAAUGGUCAUUGAGACCCUGUGUGAAGGAAUGACCCUUCUGAAUGAAGAGGGUCACGAUGAAGACUAUGAGAAAGUCAUGUACCGCAUCAUCAACCCCAAAUCCAUCACCAUGGGUCAGUUGUUUGGUCAGUUUGACCCCGUCUCGCACGAAUGGACAGACGGUGUGGUGGCCAACACGUUCCGAGAGUUUGCCUCUACAGACACGCCCGACAGGAAGUGGGUGGUGUUUGAUGGGCCGAUCGACGCGCUUUGGAUUGAGAACAUGAAUACUGUGUUGGAUGACAACAAGAAGCUGUGUCUGAUGAGUGGAGAAAUCAUCCAGAUGUCUAACCCCAUGAGUCUUAUCUUUGAAACAAUGGACUUGGCCCAGGCUUCUCCGGCCACUGUGAGUCGAUGUGGGAUGGUGUACCUUGAGCCCACUACCCUGGGCUGGCGACCAAUCGUCAAGUCCUGGAUUGAAUCGUUCAGCGAGGUGAUGCAGAGGGAGAGUGGCGAGGUCAUCAACGACAUGUUUGAAUGGCUCAUCGAUCCCUGUCUGGACUUUGUCAGGAAAAAUACAAAAGAAUACAUCAGUUCCAAACAAGCCAAUCAGGUGCGCUCUCUCAUGUAUAUGAUUGACAUGUUGAUGACAGAGACACUAUCCAAGGAAGACGCCAAUGAGAACAAACAUAUCAAGAACUACUCCCUGUGUGCCAUGUUGUUCUCCAUUCCUUGGUCCAUUGCUGCUGUGGUGGACAACGAUGGCCGACAGAAGUUUGACAGUUUCUACAAGGAACUGCUAAGUGGGAAAAAUGAAAGCUGCCCAGUCCCCAAGUCUGUGGGCAAGUUUGAUGUUCCAAUGCCUGAUGCCAUGAGCUGCUAUGAUGUCUUCUUUGAGUUCAAGGCCAGAGGAACUUGGCACCACUGGAAUGACCUCAUUAAAGGUCAGGAGAGUAAGCAGAAAAAGAUCCGAGAGAUGCUGGUUCCGACCAUGGACACCGCCCGAUACACAUAUCUUCUGGCCCUCUGCAUUGAACAUGACAGACCCAUCCUGUUUGUCGGACCGACCGGUACAGGAAAGAGUGUGUAUGUCCAGGACAAGCUGAUGAACGGGCUAGAGAAGGACCGCUACCUCCCCGCCUUCAUCAAUUUCUCCGCCCAGACAAGUGCCAAUCAAACUCAGAACAUCAUCAUGUCCCGCCUUGACAAGAGAAGGAAGGGAGUGUUUGGACCACAGAUGGGCAAGAAGGCCAUUAUCUUCAUUGAUGAUCUGAACAUGCCACAGAAGGAGAUCUAUGGGGCCCAGCCUCCUAUUGAACUGCUCAGACAGUAUAUUGAUCACGGAUACUGGUAUGAUCUUAAAGAUACCACCAAGAUAACCCUGCAGGAUGUCUUAUUCCUUUGCGCCAUGGGGCCACCAGGAGGGGGCAGAAAUGAUGUCACUGCUAGAUUCCUACGCCACUAUAACAUCAUUGGAAUGAAUCCAUUCAGUGAAGAAACCAUGAUUAAGAUUUUCUCUAUUCUUCUAACCACUUAUUUAAGACAAGGCGAGUUUUCCACAGAGUACUAUGCCCUGGGUAACCAGAUUGUGGCCGCAACUAACGACAUGUACAAGCAGGCCAUCGCCAACCUGUUACCCACCCCUGCUAAAUCUCACUAUGUCUUCAACUUGAGAGAUUUCUCCAGGGUCAUCCUCGGAAUCUGCCUGGUGAAGAAAAAUGAAGUAGAGAGUAAAAGGACAAUGAUUAGGUUAUGGGUACACGAGGUGAUGCGAGUAUUCUAUGAUCGUCUCACUGACGACGCUGACAGAGCCUGGCUGUUUAAGAGCACUGGAAGCGUGUGUAAGGAAUAUUUCAAAGAGAGUUUUGAUGUCAUCUUUGAGCAUCUGGCCGGAGAUGGAACAGGAGAGGGCAAGGUUCGUGAGGAGGAUCUAAGAUCUUUGAUGUUUGGGGAUUACAUGAAUCCUGAUGCUGAGCCCGAGGAGCGAGUGUACAGUGAAGUCCAGUCUCUAGAGGAGAUGUACAAAAUUGUAGAACAGGGUCUGGAGGAGUAUAACAACACUCAUAAAAAUAGGAUGAACCUCGUUAUAUUCAGAUAUGUACUUGAACAUUUGUCCCGUAUUUGCCGAGUUUUACGUAUCCCAGGAGGCAAUGCUCUGUUGGUGGGAGUGGGAGGCAGUGGGCGUCAGUCACUGACUCGUCUGGCCACCGCCAUGGCCGGUUAUAACCUGUUCCAGCCGGAAAUCUCCAAAAACUAUGGCAAGACAGAAUGGCGAGAAGACAUUAAAUCUGUAUUGACCAGCUGUGGAGCUCAAGGGAAGACAACUGUGUUUUUGAUCACAGACACUCAGAUCAAGGAGGAGUCAUUCUUAGAAGACAUUGAUAACUUACUGAAUACUGGAGAGGUCCCCAAUCUGUUUGCUGCAGAUGAAAAAGCUGAAAUUAUGGAGGCUGUUAGACCACUGGCCCAGGCAGGAGACAAGAUGGCCGACUUCAGUCCCCUGGCCCUGUUUGCCUUCUUUGUGAACCGUUGCCGUGAGAACCUCCACAUCAUCAUUGCCUUCAGUCCUAUUGGAGAUGCCUUCAGGAACAGGCUGAGGCAGUUCCCAGCCCUGAUCAAUUGUUGUACUAUCGACUGGUUCCAGACCUGGCCAGAUGAUGCUUUGGAGAGAGUGGCCAACAAGUUCUUGGAGCAGGUUGAGCUUGGAGACAACGAGAGGAAAGAGACCACCCACAUUGUCAAAUACUUCCACCAGAGCACCAUUCGGUUAUCAGAGCGGUACCUGUCGGAGCUGGGCCGCCAUAACUAUGUCACGCCCACCUCGUACCUGGAGUUGAUCAACUCCUUCAAGAACCUGCUGUCCUCCAAACAGGAGGAGACGAUGAAGGCCAAGAGGAGAUACGUAGUGGGGUUAGAGAAACUGGCUUUUGCUGCUUCACAGGUAGCAACUAUGCAGAAAGAACUGGAAGAACUACAACCCCAGCUGGUGGUUUCACAGGAAGAGAACGCCAAGAUGAUGGUGGUCAUUGAGAAAGAGUCGGUGGAGGUGGAGGCCACCAGUAAGGUGGUGCGUGCUGAUGAAGCAGUGGCCAAUGAGCAGGCGGCAGAGGCCCAGGCCCUGAAAGACGAGUGUGAGGCUGAGUUGGCCGAAGCCAUCCCCGCCCUAGAGGCUGCUCUGGCUGCCCUGGACACCCUAAAGCCUGCUGAUAUCACCAUUGUGAAAUCUAUGAAGAGUCCUCCAUCUGGAGUUAAACUUGUGAUGGCUGCUGUGUGUGUAAUGAAGGACAUUAAACCCGAUAAAGUAAAUGAUCCAGAUAAACCUGGACAGAAGAUUCUGGACUACUGGGGACCCUCCAAGAAACUGCUCGGAGACAUGAGCUUCCUGAGCAUGCUCAAAGAGUACGACAAAGAUAACAUUCCUGUUCAUGUCAUGCAAAAAAUCAGAAAGGAGUACAUUUCCAACCCUGAGUUUGACCCAGCCAAGGUGGCCAACGCCUCUUCUGCAGCUGAAGGUCUAUGUAAGUGGAUCAUGGCGAUGGAGAUCUAUGACAGGGUGGCCAAAGUGGUUGCCCCAAAGAAGAUAAAGCUGGCAGAGGCAGAGGCCGAACUCAACACUACAAUGGACAAACUAAACAAGAAACGAGCCGAGCUUGCGGCGGUAGAGAAACGUCUGGCCGAUCUCCAGGCGACUUUCAAGGAGAUGACGGACAAAAAAGAGCAGCUGGAGUUCCAGGUGGAUCUGUGCGGAAAGAAACUGGAGCGAGCGGAAAAGCUGAUUGGCGGACUGGGCGGAGAGAAGGCCAGGUGGACGGCUGCGGCAGAAAAUUUGCAGAACACUUACGAUAACUUGGUGGGUGAUGUGUUGAUUUCCGCCGGAGUCAUUGCAUACCUAGGACCUUUUACCAUGGCCUUUAGAGAACAGUGUACCACGGACUGGGUCAAAGUGUGCACAGAAAGAACAAUUCCUUGCUCACAAGAGUUCUCUCUAAGUAAAACUUUAGGAGAGCCAAUCAAAAUCCAGGCAUGGAACAUUUUUGGUUUGCCAAGGGAUAGCUUCUCCAUUGACAAUGGUGUCAUUGUAGCAAAUUCUAGAAGAUGGCCCCUGAUGAUUGACCCUCAGGGUCAGGCCAAUAAGUGGGUCAAGAACAUGGAGAAAGAGUUCAAACUGUCGGUGAUCAAGCUGACAGAUUCUGACUACAUGAGGACCCUGGAGAACUGCAUCACCUUUGGGAACCCUCUACUGCUGGAGAACGUGGCAGAGGAGCUGGACCCCUCUCUGGAGCCCCUGCUUCUGAAGCAGACUUACAAACAGGCUGGAGUGGACAUGAUCAAGAUUGGUGAGAACGUGAUAGAGUAUAGCAAGGACUUCCGCUUCUACAUCACCACCAAGCUGAGGAACCCCCAUUACCUCCCCGAAAUUGCUGUCAAGGUCUCCCUUCUCAACUUCAUGAUCACCCCCGAGGGUCUGGAGGAUCAGCUGCUGGGAAUAGUGGUGGCCAAAGAAAGGCCAGAGCUGGAAGAGGAGAGACAGGCUCUGAUCGUGCAGAGUGCUGCCAACAAAAAGGCCCUCAAGGAGAUUGAGGACAAGAUCCUCCACACUCUCUCUGCCUCUGAGGGCAACAUCCUCGAGGAUGAGUCAGCCAUCAAGGUCCUCGAUUCCUCCAAAAUCCUCUCUGAUGAAAUUUCCAAGAAACAAAAGAUUGCUGAGGAGACCGAGCAGAAGAUUGAACAGAGUCGUAUGGGCUACCGUCCCAUCGCCAAGCACUCCUCCAUUCUGUUCUUCUCCAUUGCUGACCUCCCCAACAUUGACCCCAUGUACCAGUACUCCCUGACCUGGUUCGUCAACCUCUACAUCAUGUCUAUUCACGACAGUAAUAAGUCCAAAAUUCUGGACCGACGUCUCCGCUACCUCAAGGAUCACUUCCAGUAUCAGCUGUACGACAAUGUGUCGCGCUCGAUAUUCGCCAAACACCGUGGCGUCUUUACCUUUAUUCUGUGUGCAAACUUGCUCCUAUCUAAGAAUGAACUGGACAAGGAUGAGUUCAUGUUCUUCCUGACUGGAGGCGUCGGCUUGGAGAACAAACUGGCUAACCCCGCCCCAACAUGGCUGACGGACAAGAGCUGGGAUGAACUCUGUCGUUUGUCAGAUCUCAAGAAAUACAAAAAAUUCAGAGAUCACUUUAUGAAGAAUUUGGACAAGUGGAACAGCUUCUACAACUCGAGGGAGCCUCACAAUGAAGAGCUACCGAGCCCUUGGCAGGAUGAACUGAACGACUUCCAGAGGAUGAUCAUCCUGAGGGUCAUCAGGCCAGACAAGGUGAACCCUGCCAUCACCAACUUUGUGAGGGAGAAGCUGGGUAAGAAGUUUGUGGAGCCCCCACCCUUUGACUUGGCCAAGAGCUACCAGGACUCCAACUGCUGUGCCCCCCUCAUCUUUAUCCUCUCCCCCGGGGCUGAUCCCACCAUGGCUCUCCUGAAGUUUGCUGAGGACAAGGGAUUCUCUGGGAACAAGUUCAACUCCAUUUCCUUAGGUCAAGGACAGGGACCAAUUGCUUCAAAGAUGAUUAGUGAGGCGCGACAGGAUGGAUCGUGGGUCAUGCUACAGAACUGUCACUUGGCCGUGUCCUGGAUGACCCCCCUGGAGAAGGUGUGUGAGGACUUCACCACCGAGAACACCAACCCAGACUUCAGGCUCUGGCUCACCAGUUAUCCAUCUGAUAAGUUCCCAGUGACUGUGCUUCAGAACGGAGUCAAGAUGACCAAUGAGCCCCCCACUGGUCUACGUCAGAACCUGCUACAGUCCUAUCUCAAUGAUCCAGUCAGUGACGAGGAGUUCUUCAAGGGAUGUCCAGGCAAAGAAUUGCCAUUUGAGAAGCUGCUCUUUGGCCUGUGCUUCUUCCAUGCCUUGGUUCAAGAGAGGAGAAAGUUUGGACCCCUUGGAUGGAACAUUCCCUAUGGAUUCAAUGAGUCAGAUCUCAGGAUAUCCAUCAUGCAGUUACAGAUGUUUAUCAAUGAGUACGAAGAGGUGCCAUUUGACGCCAUUAGCUACAUGACGGGUGAGUGUAACUAUGGCGGUCGCGUCACAGAUGACUGGGAUCGUCGUCUACUGUUGACCAUGCUGGCCGAUUUCUACACGCCUAACAUCAUCAACGAAACCCGCUACAAGUUCUCCCCCAGUGGAUUGUACUACUCCCCACCCAAAGGCACUUAUGAUGAUUAUGUGGAAUUCAUCAAGUCCCUUCCUCUGAAUCAGGUCCCAGAGGUGUUUGGCAUGCAUGAGAACGUAGACAUCUCCAAGGAACUCCAGGAGACCAAGCUGCUGUUUGACUCAGUGUUGCUGACCAGGGGUGGUUCCGGCGGUGGUGCCGGUGGCUCUUCUGACGACCAGCUCUACACUAUUGCUGGAGACAUCAUCAGCAAGCUUCCAAAGGAUUAUGAUAUAGAGGCAGCUGGUAAGAAAUAUCCAGUGUCUUACAAUGAAAGCAUGAACACAGUGCUAGUACAGGAAAUGGAAAGAUUUAACAGGUUACUCUCCAUCAUCCGGUCAAGUUUGAUCAAUCUCCAGAAGGCCAUUAAGGGUCUAGUGGUGAUGUCUGCCGAGCUUGAGGCUCUGGCCGGUAGUCUGCUAAUCGGUAAACUACCGGCAAUGUGGGCAAAGAGAUCCUACCCCUCCCUCAAACCCCUGGGCAGCUACAUCAACGACUUCUUGGAGAGACUCAAGUUCUUACAGAAAUGGUACGAUGAAGGCAAGCCCCCAACCUUCUGGCUGUCUGGCUUCUUCUUCACCCAGGCCUUCUUGACUGGCGUCAUGCAGAACUUUGCCAGAAAGUACACAAUCCCCAUCGAUACUCUGGCCUUUGAUUUUGAUGUGCUGAGUAUUGACUCCAGCGACACCGCCCCCGAGGAUGGUUGUUAUGUGUACGGUCUCUUCCUAGAUGGUGCCAGAUGGAACAAAACUAGGAGUGCGUUGGAAGAACAGCUUCCCAAGAUUCUGAAUGAAGCUCUACCCAUGAUGUGGUUUUUCCCGAAGAAGAAGCUGGAGAUUGAUGAAUCCAACAAGAGAUACAAGUGUCCGAUCUACAAGACGAGCGAGAGGAAGGGAGUGCUGUCCACAACCGGACAUUCCACAAACUUUGUGCUGGCAGUUCUUCUCAACACAGACAACCCAGUCCAGCACUGGAUAAAGAGAGGACUGGCACUUCUGUGUCAGCUGGACUCUUAGAAAAGUUAAAUCUGUGUCAUACAGACACUUGAGUUAAUGGUUGUUUUAUUUUAAAGUCAUGUUAAACUUAACUCACAAAAGAGAGAGACUUCUGUAAGAAGUGAUAUAUUAGAUAAUGAUUAUGUGUGUGUAUGUCUGUUAAAUAUUUUUCAAAUGUAAAAUUUUUACCUUAUUCAUUGUUUUUGAAAUGAUAUGAUUUAACUACUGCGUACUUAAAAUGUGAUAUAUGUGAUAAACUUAAGAUGUAUCUAAUGAGUGGAUUUAAAAAAACAUUUUUGCUGUGUUACGUCAUAUUUGUAAAACUUUAAUGGUAAACAUUGACAAGUACAUUUAUUGUUUUAAUUGAUUUUAAUGCAUUUAUAAGGAUAAGAUUGUAUCUGUACAUUGAAUAAUCAACAAUACUACUGUGAUUUUAUGAUUGCAAGAAGUUUGUAAAUUAUUGAUAGCAAUGUGCUUUAUAUGUUUAUGAAUAACAUUGAAACUCUUACUCCGUCCACUUUUAUAUGCCUUCCCAAGGUAACAGUCUUGUGAUUGAUGAUCAUUUCUUUAUUUUUGUUGCAGUUUUAUAAUAUAUACAAUAUGUAUUAUUUAUUUUCCGUCCUUGUGCUAACUAUGGUGUACCUUGUAUUAUCACAAGUAUUUGUUGAACUUCACACCGUAUUAUUUCUGCCAAUGUCAUACACCGACAUUGCUGUUAUCUGUGAUACGUGAAUAAAAUCAUUACACAUUUU
Messenger RNA from Magallana angulata, 12933 nucleotides. Its product is annotated as dynein axonemal heavy chain 12-like. Gene Ontology annotation, molecular function: ATP binding; minus-end-directed microtubule motor activity; dynein light intermediate chain binding. Lineage: Eukaryota; Metazoa; Mollusca; Bivalvia; Ostreida; Ostreidae. The transcript has 61 exons. The record is from RefSeq and is a predicted model, not a curated record. Bases 176 to 12202 code for a protein of 4008 amino acids. Gene Ontology annotation, cellular component: dynein complex. Gene Ontology annotation, biological process: microtubule-based movement.